CUCACGCACGCGUACACGCACCACGCAGUGUGGAGGCUGCCUCUUGUUUAUAUCCUCUCGCCGGAGGACCGCGUCAGCAUCUCGCACCCUCGCGUCCGUCGUUGCGCGCUCCACGAGUUCACGUCGUCGUCAUCGGCGAUCAUCCGCGAGCGACUCGCGCGGGCGCGAUCCCCCGGUUCGUCUUCGCGAUCCGAUUCCCGACUCGACUCGACACGGAGGAGCCUCGUGCCCAGCAAAGCGGAAAUAAUGCGCGGAAGUCGUGGGACGGUCCUCGUCCUGUGCACGAUGAUGAAUUGCCUGAGACCGGCUUCACCCUCGCCCGCUACGACGAACGUGAAGCUCGGCGACGUGUGUAAGCGGGAUCGAGACUGCGAGGUCGGCAUCGCUAAUAGCCACUGCCACUUGGGUUAUUGCCGGUGUCAGCCGUUCUUCGCCGGCUACAAUGGAACGCAUUGUCUGGAGUCGACUCUGCUGGGCUACGAUUGCCUCGUGAGAGAACAGUGCUCGCUGAAAGUGGCGAACAGUAGCUGCCUCGACGGCGUGUGCAGGUGCGAAGAGGGACACUUGCAAUUCCGCAGGCACACUUGUCUCGGACCCGCGAAACUCGGCCAGGUAUGUUACGAGCACGCUCACUGUCGCCUUUGGGACCCGGAAUCGCAUUGCGAUUUCCUCAUUCCGGAUUUGUUCGGUCGCUGCCAAUGCACCGCGCCAAUGCGCCGCGAUGGCGACGUAUGCCAGCCUGACAUUCUGGUGAGGCCAGCGCCGCUUCCGGAGCAUCUGCCAUCGUUCCAGGUGCCGAUCGAGGAUGUCACCGAGUACGAGCACGACAAGGAGACCGUAGGCGAAGGACAAAAGACCGAGGCUGAGCAAGACACGGGUGUCCAAUUGUCCUGGCUGAAGAAUGCAACGAUGCUGCUAUCGACGGAAGCGCCCAGUCAGCUGAUACCAGUAAACCUGGUGACCAGACCGUCGUUGAACCUGAGACCCGGAUCCAACGAUCGUCCCGGACCAAACGAGCUGCCCGACGACGACGAUGCCAUCGUCAUCGAGGCGGAGAUCACCGAGCCUGCUUACGUGACAUCCACUUCGACGUCCGCUCCGAUCAAGACGGAUCGGCACGAGAGCACGAUCAUGACGGCAGUCAGCCUCGGCUUGGCCUGCAUCGCCGACCUGGAGUGCCGAAUGGCGGACCCGCUGUCACGCUGCAUCGGCGGCGUCUGCGACUGCAGCCUGCCGACCAACGAAAGUUGCAGCGCGCGCAGGACCGGCUGCGCGCCCGGCACGUUCCAGUGCCGAUCGUCCGGGAGCUGCAUCAGCUGGUUCUUCGUCUGCGACGGGCGUGCCGACUGCGCCGACGGUUCCGACGAGGAGUGCACCGGCGCGAUUUGCCCGGCGCAGGCCUUCAGCUGCAACGACAGCAACAUCUGCAUCUCGAGGGCAGGGGUCUGCGACGGCAAUCGCGAUUGUCCACGCGGCGAGGACGAAAUCGGCUGCAACAACCGACGAAAAUGUCCCGAGGGUGCGUUCAGAUGCAACAACGGCCAGUGCCUGCCGGCUUACGAGUUCUGCAACGCGGUGGUGUCCUGCAGAGAUGGCAGCGACGAGCCCAGGGGAGCGUGCAGGACGCGCAAUCGCGGCAGGAUCACCCCGAGAUUCUGUCCGUUCAGGUGCGACAACGGCAGGUGUCGUUCCGACGCGAUAACCUGCAGCGGCCGAGACGGGUGUGGCGACGGCUCCGACGAGAAACACUGCAGCGUCUGCAGAUGCAGCGGAACGGUCUAAUCUCGGCUGGCUGACCUCUGUCGUGUCGUGUCGCACCGUCGGACAAAAGGAUGGAAGGAGAGGGCGCGCGCGAGAGGGAGAGAGUGUAUGUAUGUAUGUAUGUAUGUAUGUAUAUGUGUGUGGAAGGAAGGAAGAGGUCAGACCAAACCGACUCGUCGAUGGUUUCGCCAAGUAAGUGCUCGAGCAUUGUGGCGGGCACAAAAGUAAGUGUGACCAAAGAUCGUUAAGCCGUAUCGGCGACUCUGGCUUUCAACGCUCCGCGAUCUCGAGACCAAGAGGACCGUUUUUACUCGGCCGGGCUCGAGUCCAGCUUUCAGGACAUACUUGCAGCAUAAGAGAGAGAGAGAGAGAGAGAGAGAGAGAGAGAGAGAGAGAGAGAGAGAGAGAGAGAGAGAGAGAGAGAGAGAGAGAGACGGAGGGAAACCCUCCGUCUCGCCUCCUGCGUUCAGUCCUCGUUAAGUCGAACCGAGCCAGUGACCGCCGUAGCGAGUCUCGGGAGUGCUCUCGGGAGAAAUGAUUGCGCUCGUGUAAUAAUGGGACUUAAUCGCGUAUAAUGAUACCGUAAGACGGGGUUAGUUUGCACAGACGGUCGGGUAACUCCGCGCGAGUGGCGAAGAGUGUAGCCGGGGCUAAUCUCCUCUCGGGAGCGUCUGUGUCCGAAGCGCGAAAUGUUAUUCGUUCCUCAUAUCGGGGUUCCCUUCUUUGUCUUUCACGGGCAAACGCGAUUAAUGCUGCGUAAACCAGGCUGAAGCGAGAGAUAAGACUCGUUGUCGGUGGUAUCGAUUCUCUCGAGGUCUUAACGAGGACAUGGACUUUUAGCGAGUUUCGGGCCGUAAACUCGGUGAUGCCAGGCAAUUUUCCCCCCUCCCCAAAAAAACCGACGAAAACUCCAAGUUCCGGAUAUACGUUUUCACGCACCCUGCACUUAGCGCGGAGGACGUAGCAUCGCGACCCCUCCCGAAAGCUUUUCGAAUAGCGUAACGUCCAUUAACACGACCGACACCUUUGCAAUUCUAACUGAGAGCCGCCUAACAUCGAUAACAAUCGGAAGAUUUCCACGUAUAAUUUCUAAAAUUCAAGUUUUUUUUUUAAACAAGAUUAAAAAUUUGACGUUCCUUUAGCAAGCGUGGCUUGUGCUUCUUGUGCGAUAAUAAGGUAAACAUAUCGAAUCACACCACGUUAAUUCAUUGAGUCACGCAAUUAAGUGAGUAGUCGAUGAUUCUCACAAAAAUCAUAAUUUCAUUCGUUUUUAGGGUCGCUGAGUUCGAAUCUGCCAUCAGAAUUUCGAAAAAAUACGAACCAAGAUGGAGGAUGCAAUAUGGCAUUUGAAAGGAUAUUUAGUUGACGAAUCCGUACAAAAAUUAUUAUUCUUCGCAUUUUUGGGGUUACUGAGUUCGAAUCUGUUAUUCGAAUUUGGAAAAAAUGGAAUCCAACAUGUCCGACACAAUUGUGUGCGAAAUAAGCAUAUAUUUCCAAAAAAUAUGAUGCUUACUAUAUACGGAUGAUUGUUACUUAAGAACAAAUAGAAAUACUUAUUUCAUUGAGAAGAUUGAAUUCCUAGGUCAAUUCUAAUAACAAAUUCGUGUUUAGCACAUCCAAAUUUAUAUAGAAACAUGUGUCACUUUCUUUGCAAAGAAAAAUCAUCAUUUGUCGGAAUAAUAAUAAAUAAAUUAUUUAUAGCAAAAUAUUCGACAAAUUUUCAAACUAUCUGCACAUAUGUAACGAAUUCAAGACUAUGAAUGUAAAGAGAAAAA
Harpegnathos saltator (Jerdon's jumping ant) is the source of this 3536-nucleotide messenger RNA. It is a transcript of the gene ImpE1, whose product is annotated as Ecdysone-inducible gene E1. The coding region runs from base 247 to 1782 and encodes 511 amino acids. The transcript has 8 exons. Gene Ontology annotation, molecular function: protein binding. Lineage: Eukaryota; Metazoa; Arthropoda; Insecta; Hymenoptera; Formicidae. The record is from RefSeq and is a predicted model, not a curated record.